This is a messenger RNA of Branchiostoma belcheri (Belcher's lancelet), 1242 nucleotides long. RefSeq lists its product as uncharacterized. The record is from RefSeq and is a predicted model, not a curated record. The transcript has 2 exons. NCBI's taxonomy places the organism in Eukaryota, Metazoa, Chordata, Leptocardii, Amphioxiformes, Branchiostomatidae. Bases 1 to 1242 code for a protein of 413 amino acids.
AUGCUCUUGGAUCUACGCUACAACAGAAUACAGGCCAUCGACGAAGCAUCAUUACAGUGUCCAACACCAAAAGGUAUUGUAAGAACAAUAGGUGACAGGCGGACCUUUCGGUGUGAAAUAUAUUGGGAAGAGGGGCCUCCUCAAAUCCAGUGGACUCUGCCAAAUAAUACAAGCCUUCUCAUCACGAGUGUAUCAUUUCAAGAAGAGAGAAUCGUGUACUUUGGGGAUUUAAACUUCACAACAUCUUUCUACCUGAACCCAGAAGGCUUUACGUGCUGCAACUUUACUGCAUUAAAUGAUUCCCGGCUGAAGAACAAUACCUUUAACUUCGUGGGAAAGACAGUAUCAUCCCUGACGGUCAGUCCAAUCGUACUGCAAACAUGGAACGGUGAGCUAGUUUCCUGCUCAUCACUGUUUGGUAACAUCACAGCUCAUUUCAACGUGACUGUUUUUUCUCCUUCCUUGAACACUGGUCCUAACGUCAUUUCCACCAUAUCCUCUACCACUAACUCACAGAAAGAAACUCAACGUACAAACAACAACUCGAUAAUCCACAUACUAGACGCAGAGGUAAACACAAAUGUUACAAUUAAUUAUUGGGAUCUGGUCAUAGCAACACUUCUAUCAUCGUCAGUAGUUGCCUUGUCUUGUUUCCUCAUUGCGGCCCUGAGAAAAGGAAAAUUCAAGCUGUGGAGAGUGAACCCGGACAGCUGUGACGUACAGGAUCAGCAGAACCCUGACCCUUUCUCCCAACACACGUACGAGACGGUGCGAGACGAAGACCAGUACGAAGUCGUACCGGACAGUCAGGUUGAAGCGGAUGAUGCCAUUACACCAUACGGACAAUCUGCCAUUGCAGGUGCCUACAGAAUGGAUACGCCCAUGGCCGCAACGGCUAGAACGUCCCAUGUAACUAAGCAUAGAAGAGUAGAUACGCCUUGUGUCAUGCGAAAGAGAUCACAAGGGCGUGUGCCAAGGGAUGAUAAAGGUGCCGACGUCGCUGAGUCAAGCUACAACUUAGAAGCUUCUAGACGUGCCAACGUGGGUGUAGGGACUCGUGGGGUACAAGAUCAAGAGGGUACAAGCAAGGCAUACAGUAACGCUGAAAUACAUGAUGUCCAGGUCAACAACGGUCGCAGUGAUAGAGACUUGACAAACGCAAAUGACUCAUAUCAGACUUCUAUCACUGCAGAGGAUGACGUAGACCUUUUCAGAGAGAGUGCGCGAACAACAUGGCUUUAG